AUGGAGGUGUGCAUGGCGAUCGCCAAGGAGAAUUACCCUCUGUACAUCCAGAGCACUCCCACAGAGAGUGAGCUCACGUUCCACUACAUGGUACACACGUCCCUGGACGUGGUAGAUGAGAAGAUCUCUGCCAUGGGAAAAGCACUGGUGGGCCAGCGAGCGGUACCUGGGCCUGCUCUACCCAAGAACUACAAGGCAUACGGCUAUGUGACCAUUUCCAAGGUAAAGUUUCUCAUGGUGGUGGAUUCCUCCAAUACAGCCCUCCGAGACAAUGGGAUCCGGAAGCUGCAUAACUCCUACACAGAUGUGAUGUGCGACCCAUUCUACAACCCUGGAGACCGCCUCCAGUCGAGGGCCUUCCAUAACACGGUAACUUCCAUGAUGAACCAGGUGUGCUGA
Messenger RNA from Psammomys obesus (fat sand rat), 399 nucleotides. Its product is annotated as trafficking protein particle complex subunit 2-like protein. The coding region runs from base 1 to 399 and encodes 132 amino acids. Gene Ontology annotation, biological process: endoplasmic reticulum to Golgi vesicle-mediated transport. NCBI's taxonomy places the organism in Eukaryota, Metazoa, Chordata, Mammalia, Rodentia, Muridae. Gene Ontology annotation, cellular component: TRAPP complex; nucleus; cytoplasm. The record is from RefSeq and is a predicted model, not a curated record. The transcript has a single exon.